AUGGCGUCUCCCGCGACUACCAUCGAGAAGGUCUAUCAACCGGAAAAGUUGCCGCCAAGCACAUGUCAUCUCGCUUACACGGCCUGCAAAAAUGAUCCGGAUUGUAGAAACUUGUUGCAACCUGUUCUGAACCACUGCGAUCCGACGAUGUGCGCGCGAAACGCGUGUCUGGACGCAUUGCAACACUUCUACGAGAACGCCAACCACAAACAUUCCGUGGAAAUUGCCUUUUGCCUCUGCAGGAAAACAGACGGCAAAAAGGACGAGUGCAUAAUGGCGAAGGAGAAAAUGCAUCCGAGGUGCGCGGUGCGCAUAAGCGACGCCGAAACGCCGGCGUGUCACAAACUGGCUCAGACUUGCAAAGAGAACAAAACCUGCAGGUCGAGACUGGAAUAUUACGAGCAGAACUGCGCGGUCGACAGCGUGACAAAGAAAUGCGCCGGACCGACCUCGGAAUGCAGGAAAGCGAUGCUGGGCAUUCUAGGCACCGAGCUCCAUACCAAUUGUGUCUGCAAGGGCAGUGAGAUCAACCAAAUGUACGGAUGUUUGGGCUGGCAGCGGCUCCUUUGGGUAAAUCCCUGCGUAGUGGAGUCACAAAAAGACUAUCAUGGACGUAGGAAACAUCAUCAGUUGCGAACGACGACGAUGAAGACGACGACAAUAGUUGUCUCGUCACCAGUGAGCACUACGGCGACCACUACAGCCGAACUCGAAGAUAAUCGAACACCGAAAGUGACGGCGUGGUCGACCGCCGAACCCGCGGAAACUUGGGAAAUCACAACUACUACUAGCACUACCGUUAGCAGCACCACCAUAAGCAGCACUCCGAGCACCACUACGACCACCACUCAGGCGCCACGCUUCUGCGCGGUUCAGAGGGCCGGGCACAGAAGUCCCCAAUACAUAAGAGAGGGCAAAGGCAAAAGGCUUUAUCGUGACGAGGAACCCGAAUGCUCGGACGUCUGUCAUUGCGAGAAAGUCGAUCAGGUCUCCUGCAACACUAUCUGCGUCGAGUCUUUCUCCUGCCAAACGGACUUCGCUUUCUACAACCACGAAGCACCGGCCUACCAGGCGCAUCGGGGUCCAUGUCUGUGUUAUAGCGGCAGCUUCAUAUGCAUGCGGCCUACGCCUAACUCAUAUAAUAUACCGCACGGGGUUUUCAUGUUCCUGGGAUACAGCGAGAAGGACGAGAGCUUAUUGAAGAAGCACAACAACAUGACCGUGCUGGACGCGGUGUCGUCUCUCGACGAUUUCAUGAGAGAGGAAAUCAAUAAUCAGACAAUAUGCACGCUCGUUCUAUACAACUCGACCCGAGAAAACGUGAUUGCAGUAGCGCGUCUCGAGACCGACAAUCUACCCUUAAAUAGCAGCCAGGGACAGAGUCCACAGCACCUGCUGCGCGUCAAGGAGGAGUGCGCGUCGACAAUGAAGCAGGUGAGUGACAAGAUCAACAACAAGCAUCACGAGGUGCACACGCAUCCGCUGCUGUCGAUCUUCAAAAUGGCCGAGGUCGAGGUGAGGAUGCCGUACAGCGACGAGGCGGCGAUUUCCCAGCCGUCGUCAGCGCUUCUCGUCGUUCUACUCGCGUUCUUUAGCCUUUACUCGUCGACGUGUCUCUUCGGUUCGUGACAGGGGCACCGGGGCAUCACGAAGACUUUGUAUCGAACGUCUCCCCCGCGAUGGAUCGCCACGUGUCGCGUGCACAUAGUCGCGAAGGCUCCGCAGUCGUUCAUCCAGACGAGAGAAGACUCGCACUCUUGAAAGGCACUCAGAUCAACGAAGGGAAAAAUGUUCCCACCUUCUCUUCUCGAUUGCCGUGCGGAUCGGCAGAUCGCAGGAAUCGAUCGGCGUUCCGCACAGCGAUUUCUCCAUGCGUUACCGUCGGAUCGCGAAUCGCUCACACCA
Messenger RNA from Pseudomyrmex gracilis, 1905 nucleotides. RefSeq lists its product as uncharacterized. The record is from RefSeq and is a predicted model, not a curated record. Gene Ontology annotation, molecular function: signaling receptor activity. Gene Ontology annotation, cellular component: signaling receptor complex; external side of plasma membrane. The transcript has 11 exons. Lineage: Eukaryota; Metazoa; Arthropoda; Insecta; Hymenoptera; Formicidae. Gene Ontology annotation, biological process: nervous system development. The coding region runs from base 1 to 1629 and encodes 542 amino acids.